CCCCACGAUAUCGAAAAUAACUUCGCCCGCGCAAAAGACUACAUCCGCAAGGCUUCAAACGCUGGCGCCGACCUGGCCGUCCUCCCCGAAUUCCACCUAGCAGACUUCCACCCUUCCCACGACCGCAGCAUCCGCCAACGCUGCGCAAACUACGAUACCCAUCUCUCGUCCUACGUCGCCCUCGCAAAGGAAUGUGCCAUCAACAUCGUCCCGGGGUCUAUCGCUGAGCUGCGUACUGACCCGGUCACCGGAGAAGAAAAGUUCCUGAACGUAGCUUACUUCAUCGACUCCACAGGGGAGGUCCGCGGCCGGUACGAGAAGAGGAACCUCUGGAUCCCGGAGCGCGAGUUCAUCGACCGCGGCGCGACCGACUCGGGCCAUGUCGCGUUCGACACGCCGCUGGGGAAGGUCGGGCUGCUCAUUUGUUGGGACUUGGCGUUUCCGGAGGCGUUCCGGGAGUUGGUGAUGCAGGGGGCGAAGAUGGUGAUUGUGCCUGCUUAUUGGAAGUUGGACGAUGCUGGGGAUGUGGGGAAGAGGCGGAACCCCGAGUCGGAGAGGGUGUUUCUUGAUGCGGCUGUUGUGAGUCGGGCUUUUGAGAAUACUGCCGCGGUUGUGUUUUGUAAUGUUGGGGGCAAGAAGGAGGAGGGUUAUGCCGGUGCGUCCCAGGUGGCGGUGCCGUUUGUGGGCUGUGCUGGGAGAGUCGAGGGCUGUGAUGAGGGGAUGAGCAUCGUGGAGGUUGAUAUGGGGGUUUUGGAUGAAGCGGAGGGGGUUUAUCAGGUCAGGCAGGAUCUGGCGAGGGAGGACUGGCAUUAUGGGUAUCGGAGGUGA
Messenger RNA from Aspergillus nomiae NRRL 13137, 828 nucleotides. Its product is annotated as carbon-nitrogen hydrolase family protein. The transcript has a single exon. The record is from RefSeq and is a predicted model, not a curated record. The annotation marks the transcript as partial. NCBI's taxonomy places the organism in Eukaryota, Fungi, Ascomycota, Eurotiomycetes, Eurotiales, Aspergillaceae. Gene Ontology annotation, molecular function: hydrolase activity, acting on carbon-nitrogen (but not peptide) bonds, in linear amides.